AUGGCAGACUGUAUUGCCAUUUGGGCAACAUGGUACACCCUGUCUCGACGACAUGCAAAUAUACCGAAGAGUAGUAUCUCCCGCGUUCUUCUUGUCGAUGGGACCGUCUAUUUUCUCAUCCUCCUCGUGCUCAACUCAUUGCAUCUGGCUUUCACCAUCCUCUCCCUGGACGUAGACUUCCUCCUCAGCAGCAGCAAUGUCACGAAUUUCACGUAUCCGCUGUCCGCCGUCCUCAUCUUGCGCUUUCUCCUACACCUGCAGUCCGUCAAUCUCCGCGCUCUUGACUUCGGCUCUUCGCGAGCCUUGACGCCAUCCCACUCUAGUUCUAUAGUAUUCGACCGAGUUGCCGGAUCGCUCGGGGCCUCGCUUGCACCAUCAGACUACUUCGGGCCGGAAGACGAGUCUGUGGAGGACGGGGUAGACGGAGGUCAAGACGUAGAAUCCGCGCCGAGAGAAUAG
Molecule: messenger RNA, 459 nt
Organism: Dichomitus squalens LYAD-421 SS1
Lineage: Eukaryota; Fungi; Basidiomycota; Agaricomycetes; Polyporales; Polyporaceae
Exons: 5
Coding region: 1-459 (152 amino acids)
Source: RefSeq, a predicted model, not a curated record